AUGCUUUUCAACAUUCUGCGGAACACGAUUUUUGAGGAGUUGUUUUACGGCUCCAAAAUGGCCCCUGCCAUGAUGAAUAACUGCAUUCUACUGCUGAACUUGCCACCAGGCGCACUCGCUGGCAUCGACUUGCUCUCAUUCACUACAUCACCGCGCUUUCAUGGCGUUAAAAAUUUACCUGUGGGACUCCAUUUUGUCUUUGCGGCGAGCAAUAGUGCGUUGUCAGUCAGGCAGGGCGCCUGGUUUUAUGUCACGCCUGGAGCUGGAGCGCCUCAAAUUUUGAUGAAGAGAUGGGAAGCGGAGACUGAGGACCUGAUCGCCGAGACUUCACAGACGGAACUAUUGAGGUGGAAGGCCAAUCUGGGGAGCAUCUGGAAAGAUGGCCUGACGCCAUAUCGACAAACGGUGCAGGAAGGUGACUCUGGAAACGAAGAGGGUUGGGCGGAGGAGUCUACAGACUGGAGUGAACUCACAUCACAUAUUUCACAAACUCUUCUAUCACGCAUUUGUGGACUCAAUCCAGAUCAUUGGAGUCUCACAUCCGCAUCAUCCGCCACACAGGAUCUGGAAUCAAUACCAGGCUUGGACUUGGGCAACAGCACACUACAUCCCGAGAAGGAGCUUAGAUUCCUUCCCAUCGACCUGAAGCGGACGUGGAGAGAAGGCGCAACAGGAAGAGAGCGAACAGAAGCAGCACAAGACCGAUCUUGGUUUUUAGGGGAUCUCAUCGAAAACCACUGCCAGGCGACACAGAAGCGGGAACGAGAGUUUGAGGUACUGGGCGAGCUGCAGUUUGCAUUUCUGAUGGUCUUGACGCUGAAUAAUAAUUCUUGCCUUGAGCAGUGGAAGCGACUACUACGCUUGCUGUUUACGUGUAGGCACGCGGUUAAAGACCGCUGUUUUCUGUUCGUCGAACUCUUGAAGAUCCUGCGCGUACAACUCAGUCACUGCGCGGAUGUCGAGGCUGAGCUAUUCGACAUGAACGAAGUAGGUGGAGGUUUCUUAAAGCCUCUAUUCAAGACAUUUCGAACUGGUCUGGAUGAAUUUGACGGCAAAUGGAAAGCCGAUCUCGUGGAUGAGUUCGAGGACCUGCAAGACUACCUACAGAGAGAGUUCGGUUGGGACCUGGACGAGUCGUAUGUGAAGCGUGGGAUGCUGGAACUUGAGGAUGGCGAGCAGGUGGAAAUGGACAUGAACGGAGCAGACGAAGACGACGAAUUGGGCGAAUAUGCACCGGCUGUUGUCGAGUUGACACUUGAGCAGAUGAAGCAGUUGGAUGGAAGCGAUGUUGAUCACACCACCGAGGACUCGGAAGAAGAGGCUGAUCUGGAGGAAAUGGAUGCGCGAUACUGA
Molecule: messenger RNA, 1353 nt
Organism: Dothidotthia symphoricarpi CBS 119687
Lineage: Eukaryota; Fungi; Ascomycota; Dothideomycetes; Pleosporales; Dothidotthiaceae
Exons: 1
Coding region: 1-1353 (450 amino acids)
Biological process (GO): spliceosomal tri-snRNP complex assembly
Source: RefSeq, a predicted model, not a curated record